Ylistrum balloti is the source of this 1777-nucleotide messenger RNA. Its product is annotated as protein AATF-like. The record is from RefSeq and is a predicted model, not a curated record. The transcript is spliced from 14 exons. Gene Ontology annotation, cellular component: nucleus; nucleolus. The coding region runs from base 1 to 1713 and encodes 570 amino acids. Lineage: Eukaryota; Metazoa; Mollusca; Bivalvia; Pectinida; Pectinidae.
AUGGCAGCCCUCAGGGAAGCAAUAGCUCUUUUAUCAAAUCCAGCUCCUGUUUUCCAAGAUCCAGAAGAUAAUGAAGAUGACACUGAUGCCAAAGUUGUGAGUAAAUCUAUUGAGGAUGAAGAAGAUAAUGCUGAAGCAAGUCAUGUAUCAAGCCUCCGUAAAAAGACUGCAUUAUCAACGGCAGAUUUGGGUGAAAAAUAUGCUGGAAAGAAAACAUCUCGAAAGAAACUAUCACAAUUUGGUGAAAGUGAUAAUGAAGAGGAAUCUGAUGAUGAAGAUGACGAAGAGUUUGAAGAUUUGGAGGACCAUUCAGAUUCUGAAUCUGAAUCAGAAAACAAUGAUGAAGACGAUGAAGAUGAAGAGGAUAUAAAAUCAUUCCAGAAUAAAAUCAGUCAAGUUUCACAGCCUUCCAAGUCUUCAUUCAGCUUUGCUGAUGAUGGAGACUAUAGCAAAUAUGCUGACAUGGAUCAGGAUGAAGAUGAAAGUGAGGGAAGUGAUGAUGAGAGCAAUGAAAAUGAUGAGGAUGAUAGCGAAGAUAUUGGAGAUAGUGAAGAUGCUGGAGAUGAAGAUGAAGAUGACAUGGAGGAAAGUAUGAAUGGCAAUGAAGAGAUGACUAAGUUUUCUAAAGCGGAUGUCAACCUUGAAAUAGAGAAGGGCAAAGCUGCCAAAGCACAAUUAGGUAUUUGGGAUUCUUUACUGGAAAAUCGAAUUAAACUACAGAAAGUUGUUGGAUUGGUGAAUCAACUUCCUCAACCUGAUACCUGGGGCACAUUUGAGGACAACUCGGAAAAGGGGGACAACUUUACACAGACAUCUUUAACAGCCCAAGCCAGUCUUCAGAAUCUCCUGGACAAACUACUACAGCUCCAGACAGUCCUUCUGCUUCAGAACACAGAGACACGACACAUCGCUAUGGGAACAAAUUCUUCGGCAAAGUCUGUCAAGGAAGCGAGGUCUGAGGAAGAUGAUGAGGAGAUCACUAGUGAGUCUGAAACUGAGGAAGCCGAAGACAACAUCAAGUCACUCAUACAGAAAACUGGGGUCAAACGCAAGUUAACACUGGAUGAGUACUCGGAGACUCUGACGAAAAAACAUAAGGACUUCCUUGGAUUUAGAAAUACAGCAAUACAGAAAUGGUAUGAUCGUACUCGACUGGUCAGUGGUAAGGUCAACAGCAAAUCUUUCAGUAGCUUUGACCAGUCUGCUCUGAAACAGAUAGAACAAAUUCUUGGUGACAAAGAACGUCUUAUAAAGAGGACACAACUGAAGAGGUCUGUGUUCAGAGUUCUAGGGACAGUGGAGAAUGCUGAUCAAGAGGAGAUAACUCCUGAUAAACAAAUUUCGACGGAUUUAGACAACCUGAAGAAUUAUGAUCCAGAAAUAUUUGAUGAUAGUGACUUUUACCAUCAACAAUUACGAGAAUUGAUAGAGCGAAAAGCUGCAGACACUGACAACCCAGUAGCCCUUAGCAGACAUUGGUUAGAGAUUCAAAAACUCAGAAAAAAGGUCAAGAAAAAUGUUGACACAAAGGCGAGUAAAGGUCGUAAAACAAGAUAUGAAGUCCACAAGAAGCUGAUCAACUUUAUGGCACCAGAGGACCGGUGUUCAUGGACAGAUGAAUCAAGGGAUGACCUUUACAAGUCGUUGUUUGGAAAAAGAUUCCAGCAGUCUUCAUCAGCUCCUGAUGCUGAGAGCAGCUCCACUGUGAAGUGAAAAAGUCUACAAUUCCAUUUUCCUCACAUUAUUAUAGUCAAUAAAAAAUAAAUAUUGUAUGUUA